CAACGAUGUUGAAACGUCAUUUCCGCCCAAAGCGGUACAGCCUUCAUUUUCUAAUUUUCUGUGUUUCUGUGAUUUAGAAUUCUCUGGAUUGAUAAUGGACUGAAAUAAACAGAAAACAUAUUUCCAAACAUGUAAUGGCAGAUGAAGAAUUGGAAAAGGAUCUGUAUAAAAAUUGGGUCCGCGGCGCAAAGGGUUUAGAGUACUUACAGGAAGGACUUCAAAAAUUUGUUGGAGGUAAAGUGCAGCAUUGUCGUAACCAAUCCUUACAAAAAAUAAUAAAUGGCUUGCCGACAGGAUCAGCGCGUCAGUGUAAUCACUGUACGUCUCAAAACCUUUUGCCUGAACACGCAAAGCAGAAGAACGCCUGUAACAGAAGCACGUGCAUAGAACAAUUCCCAAAUAACUGCUUUGGUAGUAAACCAAACGGUCGUAGAAAAUGUCCGAAUGGAAUAUGCAGUAAAUUAUAUGAUGAAAUCGUACUUGACCAUUCCUCGAGAGAUCCGCUGUGGAAGAACACAGAUCCAAGUUCUUGGGGUUCAGAUCGUCUCGGAUGGAGCUUUGCAAAAUGUUUCCAAACAACAACAGGCCCCGGUAUAUCAGCUAGCUUAACCGAUGCCGCCGGACUCCUUAGCAUUCUUAUCAAUAACCUUACAAUGCAGAACUGGCUGGCGUGCAAUGACAUGUCUUCAAAAGUAACGUGUCCUUUUAACAGGGCGAGAGACAUCCGUAAUGCAAUUCUGCAUAGUUCAAAACUCGAACUUGAUAACCCGACGUUAAGCUACUAUUUAGAUACAUUCAUGACAGUCCUUCAAGAUGCAAAAUGUCUACUACACUGUGAUGGGUCGAAACAAGCUGUUGAUAAACUGUUACAGUUAAAAAAGCAACAGAUCAAUAUAAGACAGGAGGAUGAAACGAAACUUAUCCAAAAUCGGAAAGAGGCUUUGUCUGAACUAGAGGAAAGGACAGCAGAAGGAUUGCGCGAAAUUGAUGACAGAACUGCAACUGCUAUAUCUACUUUCAAAAAAGAUGUUGAUAACAGGACAAACACUGCUUUGUCUGAGAUAGAGCAGACUAAAGCUACAGCCAAACUUAAUGUAAUAGAAGAGAAACGGAGCGCCUUGUCUGAUAUAGAAGAAGCGAAGAGGGGAGCUGAAAAGGACUUUAAGGAUAACACAAAAGCUGCCUUGUCUGAAUAAGAAAAGGCCAGAAAAGGGGCUACAGAGGGCGUUAACGAAAGCGCAAAGGCUGCCUUGUCUGAAUUAGAAGAAGGAAGGAUAAGGUCUGCACAGGAUGUUAAAAAAAGCACAAAAGGUGCCUUGUCUGAUUUAGAAGAAGCAAAGAAAAGGGCUGAACAAGAAAUUAAAAGAAGCACAAAAGACGUAUUGUCCAAAUUAGAUAAAGCAAAGAAAGGAGCUGCACAGGACGUUAAAGAAAGCACAAAAAAUGCCAUUUCUGAAUUAGAAGAAGCAAGCCAAGAGGCUGCAUUGGACGUUGAAGAAAGUACAAAAGAUGCCUUGUCGGAAUUAGAAAAAGCAAAGAAAGGGGCUGCACAGGACGUUGAAGAAAGCACAAAAGCUGCCUUAUCUGAAUUAGAAGAAGCAAAGAAAAGAGCUGCACAGGACCUUAACGAAGGUACAAAAGCUGCCUUGUCUGAAUUAGAAGAAGCAGGAAAAGGAGUUGCACAGAACAUUAUAGAAAGCACAAAAGUUGCUUUGUUUGAAUUAGC
Molecule: messenger RNA, 1726 nt
Organism: Mercenaria mercenaria
Lineage: Eukaryota; Metazoa; Mollusca; Bivalvia; Venerida; Veneridae
Exons: 4
Coding region: 135-1196 (353 amino acids)
Source: RefSeq, a predicted model, not a curated record